AUGACCAUGAUAGAGGCUUCGAUCCGAGUCCGAGUCCUGGCCUUGCUCGUCUGGCUUAUACCGGCCGUUGUUACCGUCGCCGCUUAUGAGAACUUUCAGGCCGUGGAAACAGGCGUUCUGAUGUCUCCACGAUACUUCCAAGAAUACGCCGCCUCAAAUGCGAGCCCGCUUGAGAAGCGGCAAGGCCAGUUUCAAUGCCCCAAUAACCAGCACUCGUGUCAAGAGAUUGGGAAUGGUGGUGCCGGUUUCUGCUGUGGGAACGAUCAGUUUUGUCAGGCAAACUCUACUGCUUUGGACAAGGCAGCGUGUUGCGCGAUCGGUUCCAACUGCGGUUCUCCCUGCCCGUCAGACAUGACCUUAUGCGCUUCCACAACAACCAUAACGACAAGUGGCACAUCCACCGUAAGCCUUUCAUCAGCUUGUUGCGCGCGCCAAUGCACCAGAACCUCCUUCUACCGCUGCCCGGAAUCCCUAGGUCAUGGCUGCUGUCCCUACGGCCAGGCUUGUGGCGAAGGUGGCCGGUGCAUUGCCACCGUCACGUCCUCGUCCUCACUCAGCACAGUGGUCCCGCUGGUCCCUCCAGGUUGUACGACUAGCCAAACCUCCUGUGAUGCCAGCAUAGGCGGCGGAUGCUGUGAUCUCACUCAGAGUUGCACUCAGAUCACGGGCAGAGCCUUUUGCGCCGAACGCGCUGCGAGUCCAACCAUCAGCGGCAUUGCCGAGUUCCACCCCGAUCCCGGCCUGAGCGCCGGCGCAAAAGCUGGUAUUGCCGUUGGCGUGGUAGUCGGCUUUGGCCUGGUCACCGGCGUCUUGACCUGGUGGUGUCUGCGAUCGCGUAGGCGCAGAAGGGCAAGGGAAGCGGACGGCGCAACAGCUAGCACCUCACGUCGCUCAGGGCCAGGUAGAAUUAUCGGCGCCAUCGUUGGUGGAGGGCCGAGAGGACAGCAGCCUAUGUCCGAAAUCACGUCUGAUGUACAGUCUCGACCUGGAGGGACUCAAGAUUACUUCGGCCCCGAGGCCGUGGUUGGGCCUUACUCUGAGUCUAGGUUGCCAUCGGCGGGCACGACUCCCGGUGUAGAUAGGGACAGAGGAGUCCCGCUCCAGCCGCAUGGUCCUGGUGAUAUAGCGGUACCGGUCGAGAUUGACUCCAGGAUGAUGACGGAGCAGGAUCAUCAAGGGGUCGAGGCCACAGCGACACCGACGUCGCAUUAUGCUGCGGCGACUGGACAACCCGCAGGUGGUCAAGAAGAGGUUGGAGAGCGGUAUGAGCUGUAUGGAUCUGGGCCUUUGGAUAUGGAAGGAGGACCGGUAUCACCGCUGUAUACGGAAACCCUAAGGACGCCAUCUCAGGAGGCGCCGAAGCCGGUAGAGAAGUUUUGA
Sordaria macrospora k-hell is the source of this 1380-nucleotide messenger RNA. RefSeq lists its product as uncharacterized. NCBI's taxonomy places the organism in Eukaryota, Fungi, Ascomycota, Sordariomycetes, Sordariales, Sordariaceae. The record is from RefSeq and is a predicted model, not a curated record.